AUGAGCAAGCCAGGCUUGUCCUUCGGCCUCAACCUUAGCAAAAAGCCAGGCGCGUCAAAGCCUGCGCCGCCAAAGCGAAAGCUCUUGUUCGGCGACGACGAUGGCUCGGAUAAUGACGAUGCCAAUGAUCAGGGAAAGACGGAAGAAAUUGGAGAAUUCGAUGAUUUCGGUAGCGUUCCGAAGCCAAAGUCAACCACCUCAAACCCGAUCAAGUUAAAGAAUGGGCCUCCAACUCAACCACCAAAGCUUAAGUCGAAGGGCCAGCCAAACAUGAUGUUUGGUGAUCUCUCCAGCUCUUUGACGUCUCGAAAGAACGCCGAGGCUGCCGCAGAAGUCGAUGCCAGCGUUUACGAGUACGAUUCCGUUUACGAUUCUCUCAAACCCAAGAAACAAGCCACAAAGGAGGACCAAGAAAAGAAGCCAAAGUAUAUGAAGAACAUCCUACAAGCGGCCGACGUACGGAAACGCGAUGCGCUCAUUGCAGAAGAGAAGAAAAUUGCGCGAGAGCGAGAAGCUGAAGGGGAAGAGUACGCCGACAAGGAAAAGUUCGUUACAGAAGCCUACCGAAAACAGCAAGAGGAGAAUAAACGACUAGAAGAGGAAGAAAGGAAGAGAGAAGAAGAAGAGGCAAAGAAGAACAAGACUGGUGGCAUGUCUGCUUUUUACAGAAAACUCCUAGACAAGGAUGAGCAAAGGCAUUCAGAUGCUAUCAAAGCAGCUGAAGAGAAGACGAAAUCCGGCAUACCCGCAGAAGAAGAGACCAUGGGCGUCGAGGAGGAAAAUGAGAAAACCGAAGCCGACCUAGCCAAAGAACUCAAUGAGAAGGGCGCCGCGGUGGCCAUUAAUGAAGACGGUCAAGUCGUUGACAAGCGUCAGCUCCUGAGAGGUGGCUUGAAUGUCGGUGCAAAGAAGAAAGAAUCAGCCCAGCGUGAAUCGGAGCGGCAAGCCGAACGACCACAAAAAGAAGCUACAAACCGACAAUACGACAGACGACAAAAUCAGCGAGAGCGACAAACGCGCAUGAUGGAGCAGCAAUUGGAAGAAUCGAUGAAGCGAUCACGACUUGAAGAAGCAGCAGAAAGAGAAGAGGUUGAGCGCGCGGCCAAGAGUCGCAAGACGGAAGGCGAAAUCUCGAGCGCGAAGGAACGAUAUCUUGCGCGUAAACGAGCUGCCGAAGAAGCGAAGAAGGCUGCUGGAGGAGCUUAG
Fusarium coffeatum is the source of this 1206-nucleotide messenger RNA. RefSeq lists its product as uncharacterized. NCBI's taxonomy places the organism in Eukaryota, Fungi, Ascomycota, Sordariomycetes, Hypocreales, Nectriaceae. Bases 1 to 1206 code for a protein of 401 amino acids. The transcript has a single exon. The record is from RefSeq and is a predicted model, not a curated record. Gene Ontology annotation, biological process: regulation of alternative mRNA splicing, via spliceosome.